GUGCAAACUUGUGUGUUUGCACGCACGUGGAAGUGGAAGAUGUUCAUCGACUUGCAUCGUUUUGAAUCUCUCAAUGACUUACCCUUCUAAAGAGUGAUUUAUAGCCUGGUUCAUCAGCAACUGACUUGAUCUCGGCUUUCUGUGUUAGCUGCGCUUACGCUCGCUAUUCAGACAUUCGCCAUGCUGGUCAUUCCUGUUCACACACUGUUAUGCAUACCAAGGCAUAGAGUGUUGGGUGAUUAUGUCUCUCCCGAUUUCGUGGUAACGCAUAUUGGUCAUGUUAGGAAGGUCGGAACUUCCUCGUACAUUUUUACUCACCACGGCGCCCAGUGUCCCGCAAUCUAUGGCGUUGUAUGAAUCACGAGGACACGGAUAGCACUAUCCCCAUAUAAUGGGGAUCGUCGAGGUUUUACUCUCAAUCACCCGCAACACCCUUUUCAACCACUCCCGCUGACAUUAAUUCGAACAUGUCCAAACCGACGUCAUCAACCGAUAGCUCACCAUUUCCAAGCGUCCGACGUGUGGUGACUGGCCACAGCUCUACCGCAAAGGCGAUCAUCCUGGACGAUUCGGUCUUACCUUUUGUCUACUGGGAAGGUACGAGCGGGAGUGCUGUCCACGAUGUAUAUCGAACCCACGAAUCUCCUGCUAUUCUUGGUACCGAGAUCAAUGGAGAGUGGGUAGAUGAGAUCAAGCUCAAUGACGCAUUGGUCAAUCCAAAUGGGUCUGCCAUUCGGUCGAUUGACAUGUAUCCCGGGAUGUACGUGAAACCUCAUCGGACGUGGUCAAUUGAUCACGGUAUCGUUGUGAAAGGCUCAGUCGUAAUUGAGUUGGAUGAUGGUGAAAGACGAGUGAUCAAUGAGGGAGAUGUUAUUGUUCAACGUGGAACCAUACAUUCUUGGAAGAAUGAGUCUUCAGAAUGGAACAGGAUCUUUUUCGUGAUGCUUGGCGCAACGCCAAUUGAGGUGAAGCCUGGCCAGAAGCUUGAAGAAGUAUCUGCGAAGUGAAUAUGUAUCACUGAGCAACGGAGGGGUUUUUACUAGCUCGAAUGCUCAGGAGUAACCGAUGUUGAUAGUGUAUUGGCAGUGGUGCUCACACAUUCAUGUUUGAAUCCACAGAUGGGAAACAUCUGUUGCAUGUCAUCGGUUCUCGGUAGACCAAAGGGCCCUUGCUCACAAUAUUCUGGUCCACAGGUUGUGCGUCUGAGUCUUACUCAUAAGGGCGCUCGUUGCAAAGUAUGUUUCUCUAUUCCUGGAACACAUGUUGACUUUUCGCCCCACGGAUGUUCUGUUGGUACUCCGCCCAAGCGGGAGCAUGUUAGUGAUGAUAAAUUGCAUACUAAGCC
Messenger RNA from Somion occarium, 1345 nucleotides. The record is from the annotation of a GenBank genome assembly. NCBI's taxonomy places the organism in Eukaryota, Fungi, Basidiomycota, Agaricomycetes, Polyporales, Cerrenaceae.